UGCGGCUUCGUGUGUCGCGAGCUGUCAACUCUUCCAUUUCAAUUUUAAUCCCCGUGGCAUUCACUACGUUAACCGUUGCUCCCAAUUAACGGAACGAUGUCGGGAAAUCUAGAUAUUCUCUCCCUUAAGGAGGACGAUGUCACCAAGAUGUUGGCGGCCACCACGCACAUCGGAAGCACCUCGGUGAACUUCCAGAUGGAGCAGUACGUGUACAAGCGCCGUUCGGAUGGUGUGCACAUCAUCAAUCUCGGUCGCACGUACGAGAAGCUGCUGCUGGCUGCUCGUUGCAUUGCCAGCAUCGAACAUCCGUAUGAUGUUUUCGCGAUCUCGUCGCGUCCGUACGGUCAGCGUGCCGUGCUGAAGUAUGCCCACCACACCGAGGCAACCCCGAUUGCCGGUCGUUUCACGCCCGGUGCCUUCACCAAUCAGAUCCAGACCGCUUUCCGCGAGCCGCGUCUGCUGAUCGUCACCGAUCCGCUGACCGACCACCAGCCCGUCACUGAGGCGUCGUACGUCAACAUCCCGGUCAUUGCGUUCUGCAACACCGACUCGCCGCUGAAGUUUGUCGACAUUUGCAUCCCGUGUAACACCAAGUCGACGCACUCGAUCGGUCUGAUGUGGUGGCUGCUGGCCCGUGAGGUGCUGCGUCUGCGCGGCAAGAUUACCCACGACAAGUGGGAAGUCAUGCCCGAUCUGUUCUUCUUCCGUGAUCCGGAUGAUGCGGAGAAGGAAGCGGCUGCCAUUGAGGCGGCUGCUGCACCAGCCGCGAAGGACAUGUUCCAGGACGAGCCGGCUGUGGUAGAGGAUUCUAACACCUGGCCGGAUGAUACCGCCGUGAACGUUCCGAUCGUGCCGGCCGCUGUCGCCACGUUGCCGGUCGGCCAGUCGGAUGACUGGAACGAGGAAGAUACUGCCGCGCCGGCGGUUGGUGCUGUCUCGUGGGGUGGUGCCGGUGGUUUCUAAGAAGGCAUACUAGUGGUCGGUGAAAGGAAUGGAAUAAAAAGUCCAAACUUCAUGUUCCAUCCUCCUCUGAAACAUGAAAAACAAG
This is a messenger RNA of Anopheles coustani, 1048 nucleotides long. RefSeq names its product small ribosomal subunit protein uS2 (gene sta). Gene Ontology annotation, cellular component: 90S preribosome; ribosome; cytosolic small ribosomal subunit. Gene Ontology annotation, molecular function: structural constituent of ribosome. Bases 97 to 963 code for a protein of 288 amino acids. Lineage: Eukaryota; Metazoa; Arthropoda; Insecta; Diptera; Culicidae. The transcript is spliced from 3 exons. Gene Ontology annotation, biological process: cytoplasmic translation; ribosomal small subunit assembly. The record is from RefSeq and is a predicted model, not a curated record.